This is a messenger RNA of Onychostoma macrolepis, 4123 nucleotides long. RefSeq lists its product as uncharacterized. Gene Ontology annotation, cellular component: nucleus; membrane; microtubule. The transcript is spliced from 15 exons. Gene Ontology annotation, biological process: defense response to virus. The coding region runs from base 1 to 3852 and encodes 1283 amino acids. The record is from RefSeq and is a predicted model, not a curated record. Gene Ontology annotation, molecular function: GTP binding; microtubule binding; GTPase activity. Lineage: Eukaryota; Metazoa; Chordata; Actinopteri; Cypriniformes; Cyprinidae.
AUGGAACAGGCGAGACUGCAUGAGAAGAGAACCAAUCAGAGCCAAUCUUUGACCGAGCUCCGGAAGACGGCAUUCAAGAGACGAUGUCUAAAAAGCGACAACAUGUCCACAGCCGGGAGAAAAGAAGGAGACUUGUGGGCACACUUCACGUUUGACGACGAACAAAACAAAACAAAGUGUAAAGCAUGCGGAACGGUCAUUAGUGGCAAGAACACAACCAAUUUGAAAAGACAUUUACAGACGAGCCACCCGGACAUUUUCUCAAAGCUACAGAAGUCUCCUGAUGAAGGUGGUGAACCAAGCGCAAAAAAGGCAAAAAUAUCCAAUCAAAACAUUGCAGAAGCACUGUUAGGUACUACAAAGUACAACAGCAAUGCCAGAGAACAGCAAGUAAAAGAGGAGGCUAUAGCAAAAUGGAUCGGACGUUCAGGGUUACCACUCACUACAGUAGAAGAUGAGGAUUUUAUUCUCAUGAAAGAAACAUUUGAUAAGAAGCUGACAGUGCCAAAGAAAACAAAGAUAAGUAAUUUGAUUGAAAAACAAUAUGACGAAGAAAAGACAAAGUUUAAGAAACGACUGUGUGGUGCUCGUAAAGUGUCAAUUGGAAUUGACCUAUGGACUAAAAAGGGACUGUCUGCAUCAUUCCUUGGCAUAAGUUGUUGCUUUUUUUGUGUUGAUCAAAACAAUCCAGAACACAUCCUGCUUGCUCUUGAACAAGUUGCCCAUCCACACACUGCCCAGUCCAUUAAGGCCUGCGUGGAUAAGUGCAUGCAGGAAUGGGGCAUUUCAAAUGACAAAAUUGUGACUGUAAUAACGGACAAUGGUAGCAAUAUGGUAGCAGCAUUUAAACACAGUACUCAAGAAGAAGAAGAGGCUAGCUCAGAUGAUGAAGAGGAGUCCCCCCGAGGUGAAAGUGAUUCAGAGGAGGAGAUUGAAGACCAUCGCUAUCAAAACAUGGAGAUGGAUAUAGAACGGAUGCCAUGUGUGGUUCACACGCUGCAGCUUGUGGUCCACAUGCUAAACAAGGAGGCAAGUGUGAAGCGACUCCUUGACAAAGCACGAUCAAUUGUGAAGCUCUUUCGCAAGUCAUCUGUUGCUACACAGAAGAUUUUGGAUAAGUGUGGCCUAAUUGUUGUGAAUGAUUGUCCCACGCGCUGGUCAAGUACAUAUUACAUGAUUACACGACUCCUCAAAGUUAAAGAUCCUCUUUGCGAAAUAGCGAAUGAGAUGGGGUGGGACAACUUACUCUCUAGUGAGUGGCAGAAGCUCAGCUCAUUGCAUGAACUCCUGUUGCCUUUUGCCGAACACACACAGACUCUUCAGAGUGACACGAUGUCUAUGUCACUGAUCGUCCCUGCCCUCUUAGAUUUACAUAGCCACCUUACUGAUUUUGAAGAAAACACAAAUCAUCGGGAUUUUGCCACUCUAGCGCGAAAAAUGAAAGUCAAUUUGAACCAGCGCUUUGCCUGGGCAUUAGAUCCAUCAGAUGAAAAGUUCUCUCCACUUGUUGCUGCUGCUUUCUUUCUCAACCCUACUGUAUCUGAUACUCUCCUUGAUGUGGCUGAUGACAGUGUUCAGGAACUUUUUAAGCAGGCAGAGGGGUAUGUUGUCCAGUGCACUCAGAGUCAAGAGACUCACCCUGAUGAUGAUGUGGAGGUCGAGGAACUGAAUGGACCAGAGCCUGACCCUGGACCACCAUCAUCCUCCUCAAGGCAGCCAGUCUUCAGAUUUCUGUCCAAAUGCCGUGCAAAGCCUAAACCAAAGUCCUCCACAUGUAGCAUCAGGCAGCAACUAAGCAAGUACAAGGAGGAGCUCUCACAGCCCAUUACUUGUGAUUCAGGAAUCCAGUUUUGGCUUGGGAAAUGUGACACAUUUUAUCACAGCUUGAAACCAUUAGCAUUAGAUCUGUUAGCAAUGCCGGCCGCAAGCUUUUGCGGAGAGGGUUUUCAGUGUCACAGCUUAUUUUUAGACUCACAAACUGAAGGAGCAUUCCACAAUCAUUUCAUUGAGUCUGUUCGGCCUUUAAUUGAGUUGAUUGACUCUCUGAGGUUGAUCGGUCUUGAUGAAGAUAUUGGCCUACCAUCCAUUGCAGUGGUGGGAGACCAGAGUUCUGGAAAGAGCUCUGUUUUGGAGGCACUCUCUGGAGUAGCUCUACCUCGAGGAAGUGGUAUUGUCACUCGCUGUCCUCUUGAACUGAAAUUGCAGAAGGUAAAAAAUGCACCAUGGUCGGGGAUCAUUUCUUACAGUGGUCACAGAGAGACCUUUAAUGACCCAUUAAAAGUGGAUACACUUGUUAGAGAAGCUCAAAACAAGCUGGCUGGAAAUACGGUUGGAAUCUGUGAUGAACUCAUUACUUUGGAGAUUUCAUCUCCUGAUGUUUGUGACCUCACUAUGAUCGAUCUACCUGGUAUAACCCGUGUACCUGUGCAAGAUCAACCUGAGGAUAUUGGAGAUCAGAUCAAAUCUUUAAUACUGAAAUAUGCUGCAAAAAGUGAAACCAUCAUUUUAGUUGUUGUGCCCUGCAAUGUUGACAUAGCAACAACGGAAGCACUGAGAAUGGCACAAAAAGUAGACCCAGAGGGACUCAGAACUCUAGCAAUUCUCACAAAACCAGACCUCAUUGACAGAGGAGCUGAGAUUGAUGUUUUGAACAUUGUUCAGGGCAAAGUCAUUCCUCUCAGCAAGGGUUACAUUAUUGUGCGAUGUCGUGGUCAGAGUGACAUCAAUGACAGAAUUCCUUUUGAUAAAGCCAUGGAGGCUGAACUGACAUUCUUUAGGGACCAUCAUUAUUUUAGCUCACUACUGGAUGAGAAUAAAGCAUCUAUUCAAUGCUUGGCAGGCAAGCUGACCAAAGAACUGGCUGAUCAUAUUAAGAAAUCACUUCCAUCCUUGACUGAGCAGAUUCAGACUAGGCUACUUAGUGUGCAACGACACCUUAAAUACUAUGAGCAGGGUCCACCUCUGGAAGAAAAGAUGAUGGGACCCUUUCUCAGUGAGAUUAUAUUGGAGUUCAGUGAUCAAAUAAAUGAAUUGAGUAGAACAGGACACUCAAAAGACAAAAACAUUUAUAUAACCCUACGUCCUGUAUUUAAGAAAUGGGACAGCCACCUGAGAAGCACUGAAGUAUCAUUCAAAUCAAGAGUGACCGAAAUGAUAGAAAUGUACAACGAGAUCCAUCGUGGAAGAGAACUUCUAACAUUCAGUGAGUUCUGUGAAUACGAAUGUGUUAUCCAAAACCAUGUGGCAGCCCUUCAAGAGCCAGCUAUGGCAACACUGAAAGAUGUACGAGAGAUUGUUCAGAAUAAGUUCAGGGAGGUAUGUCAUUUGUCUUUUGACCAGUACCCUCCAAUGAGAUACAUUGUCUCUAACAUGAUCAGUGACAUUCAGACAAAACAAGAGGCCAAAGCAGAGAAAAGAAUUAAAGAGUUCAUUCAUAUGGAGAAACUGGUCUUUACACAGGACAAGGUAUUACAACAGAAACUCGAUGACUCUGACAUCCCUCAGAAGACUGGGAUAGAAACAAGUGACAAGAAUCACUAUGAUGAUGACACAAUAUUUAAUUCCAAAGGCUGUGCAUUGUUGGAUACAAGAAAUCUUGUACCCGAGAAACUGGUUCUCUAUUAUGAGAUUGUCUAUCAGCGCCUCACAGACUAUGUGCCCAUGCUUAUAAUCCUCUUCAUGCUGAAGGAUGCAGCUAAGACAUUGCGACAUCAAAUGCUGGAAAUGAGGAAUGGGGCAGAUGUGGUCAAACUGCUGAGUGAAGACUCAGAGCGAGGACGUGCGAGAGCUGAUUUAAAGCAGCGUCUAGAACGCCUCACACAAGCUCAAGACCUGAUAAGCAACAGACUCUGAGACAGAGAAAAUCUGUCAGAAAAUGAUCAGCUACAGAUUGUCAGACCGCUUUCUAAUAAAGUAUGGAUUUAGCAACAGGGAUUAAUAAAUAAAUAAAUGUUUAAAUUUCACAAAAUUAGUAAAUAACCAAAUUUACAAAUUAAGAUUAUUAUUCUUAUUAUUAACUGUAUGAAUGUUGAGCAUUGAUUUUUUUUCUUACAAAAAGUCACUUAUGAUGAAACCCAUGUACACCAAUGAGUUCUAUAAAAACAUAAUAAAACUGGAUGUUACC